Macrobrachium nipponense is the source of this 682-nucleotide messenger RNA. RefSeq names its product pro-resilin-like. Gene Ontology annotation, cellular component: extracellular matrix. The coding region runs from base 54 to 614 and encodes 186 amino acids. The record is from RefSeq and is a predicted model, not a curated record. The transcript has 4 exons. Lineage: Eukaryota; Metazoa; Arthropoda; Malacostraca; Decapoda; Palaemonidae.
UAACCUCCGUUGAUUCACGACAACACAACACGAAAAAAACCAAACGAGCAGACAUGGCCACUAAGAUAGCUGCAUCUGUUUUAAUGACAGUCUUCGCAUCUGUCUUCGCUAGACCCGAUGGAUACGGGGACGGGCAAAAUUCCGCACUUAUGCCCUAUCAGUUUGGGUAUAAUGUCAACGAUGCCUACCAAGGACUAGACUUCGGGCACCAAGAAAAUUCCGACGGCAACGCCGUCUACGGAUCCUACACCGUCCAACUUCCUGAUGGCCGUAAACAGAACGUUGAAUACAGAGCUGAUCAUCAAGCAGGGUAUGUGGCUAAGGUCAACUACGUAGGUCAAGCUCAACAUCCUCAAACUUACGGACCGGCCAUUACUUUUAGACCAUCCGGGGGCAGUGGUGGUAAGGGAGGCAGCGGAUUCGGACAAGGCGGAAAUGCAGGAGGCUACGGAGGCAGUGGAUUUGGACAAGGCGGUUCUGGUUUCGGACAAGGUGGUGCUGGAUUUGGUCAGGGUGGCAGCGGAUUUGGACAAGGUGGCUCAGGAUAUGGCAGCGGCGGAUUUGGGCAGAGCGGUAGUGGAGUUGGAGUAGGUGGAUCCGGAUAUGGCCGCUAAAUAUGAGUGACCAAUAAUUAAGUCUGCAGUCUAAUGAAUAAGCAAUAAAUUAUUUCAAAUGAUAAACA